AUGUACUGCCACUUCCGCUUAACUCUCUCCCGACCUCCGCGACCUCCGCGCCCCGACCUCCGCGCCCGAUUUCCGCGCCCGUUUUCGAGCCCGACCUCCCGCCCCGACUCCCGCGCCCCGACCUUCCGCAUUUCCGCGCCCCGUUUUCCGAGCCCCGAACCUCCGCGCCCCGACCUCCGCGCCCCGCCUCCGAACCCGACCUCCUCCCGCCCCGACCUCCGCCCCCGACCUCGAAACGAACCUUUCCCCCGACCUCGCGCCCCGACCUCCGAGCCCGACACCCCCGACCUCCGAACCCCCGACCUCCGAACCCCGACCCUCCGAACCCCGACCUCCCCGACCUCCGGACCUCCGCCCCGGAACCUCCGCGCCCGACCUCCGCGCCCGACCUCCGAACCCCGACCUCCGCGCGCCCGACCCUCCCGAAAACCCCCGAGCCCCCGAACCUCCGCCUCCGCCCCGACCUCCGCCCCGAACCCCGACCUCCGCCCGCGCCCCGACCUCCGACCCCGAACCCGCCCCGACCUCCGCGCCCGCCCCGACCUCCGCGCCCCGACCUCCGAACCCCGACCUCCGAACCCCGACCUCCGAACCCCCGACCCCCGCCUCCGACCUCCGACCCCGACCUCCGACCCCGACCUCCCCCCCGACCUCCGAGCCCGGACCUCCGCCCCCCGACCUCCGAGCCCCGACCAACCCCCGACCUCCGCGCCCCCGACCUCCCCCCGACCUCCGAACCCCCCUUUUAAUUAA
Molecule: messenger RNA, 753 nt
Organism: Penaeus vannamei (Pacific white shrimp)
Lineage: Eukaryota; Metazoa; Arthropoda; Malacostraca; Decapoda; Penaeidae
Product: proline-rich protein 2-like
Source: RefSeq, a predicted model, not a curated record